This is a messenger RNA of Micropterus dolomieu (smallmouth bass), 846 nucleotides long. RefSeq lists its product as uncharacterized. The transcript has 3 exons. NCBI's taxonomy places the organism in Eukaryota, Metazoa, Chordata, Actinopteri, Centrarchiformes, Centrarchidae. The record is from RefSeq and is a predicted model, not a curated record. Gene Ontology annotation, biological process: regulation of transcription by RNA polymerase II. Gene Ontology annotation, molecular function: DNA-binding transcription factor activity, RNA polymerase II-specific; RNA polymerase II transcription regulatory region sequence-specific DNA binding. Bases 1 to 846 code for a protein of 281 amino acids.
AUGAAUUCUUUGAAUUUUUGCGAGCCGUCCAGCGGUGGUCUGUAUCCCCUCCAUGGUGUUAACUCCAUGCUGUUCGACCUGCACCACCAGAUGGCGGAGCAGUACCAGGUUUAUUCUGCAGCCAGCCCCACAGUGCACACCCUCUCUGUGGCCGAGAGACUGGCAGAGCUAAUUCUGGAGGCUCGGUAUGGCAACCAGCAGAAGCAGCGGCGCAGCCGCACAGCAUUCACAGUGUCGCAGCUGCAGGCUCUGGAGGAAGCCUUUGCACAGACACAGUACCCAGAUGUCGGCAUGAGAGAGAGGCUGGCUGUCUGUAUCAACCUGCCUGAGGCUCGCAUUCAGGUGUGGUUCAAGAACAGGAGGGCAAAGUUUCGUAAAGGUCAGAGGUGCUCCCCGCUCUCCAGAGACCACAGCCUGGAGGAAGCACCACACCGCAGCAAGAUGGGACAGGAAGAAGUCAGGACUAAAGACAAACAGGACAUCACCACAUCACACAAUGACAGCAUCACCCCUCCUCCUCGUGGUCCUCCUCUUGUGGAUAAAUCUAGGGAUGUUUGCCCGCCUCUCGCUCCUUCAGACUCUGAUGUUUCACGGUGCCCACUCCGACUUCACUCUCCUCCACUUUUCACCUUCAUGACGGGGGAGCGCUACAGCCAUUCACCUCACCAGCCAUUUGUAGGAGUGCUGUCCACUGAGCUCCCCCUCCCCCCGGUGUUCUGGCCCAUGAUACAGCAGCACAGCUCCGCCAUGGGGGUUUCUCCAUUGUCAGUUACUAAAAACUGUAGCCUCUCCCUUCAGACUGCUUGUGCCAGAAAAGCUGUGCCUCACCCUCACCUAGGGCUGUAA